AUGGGAUCUGAGACUUCACCACCACUAGGCCCGAAGCCCAAAUCCGCAAUUCCUUCCUAUUUGAUUAAUGGAGGUGUUUCGGAUCGUAUGCCGAGCAGAAAACGAGAGAGAGACAGCCUCAAUUCGUCUAUACAAACUUCAUUUGCGCGAACACAGAUUUCUGACGAAGAGAUCCGGGACAACGGCAUCUCACUACCGAUACGGACCACCGUGACCGAUGCCAUUGAAAGUAGGGACAGUGGCCGCGGUCUAAGCAAACAGCUUGAUGGCAGCACAGAUGCGAAGCGAAACAUCAGCGAGCCCCCACGAGAUCCAAGAGACCACAUGGUCCCCACUCCACUUCUCAGUCGACCUGCGAGCCCAUACACCCUAAAUCCGCCAAUAGAUUUCGACGGGCUCAGCUGGCCUAGUAUUGGAACCAGAGCGCGACUCGAGUCUACUCCUGAAGAGACAGAACAAAGAAUUCAAAAGCUUGCAGGCGCUGUGAGGACUAUAUUUGAAUGCAUUGGCGAAGAUCCAGAACGUGAAGGAUUGCUUGGAACCCCAGAGCGAUAUGCCAAGGCAAUGCUUUAUUUUACCAAGGGAUAUGAGGAGAAUGUUCGGGAUCUAGUUAAUGGCGCUGUAUUCCAUGAAGACCAUGAUGAGCUUGUCAUUGUGAAAGAUAUUGAAGUGUUUUCGCUAUGCGAGCACCACAUGGUUCCGUUCACAGGAAAGAUGCAUAUUGGCUAUAUCCCCGAUAGAAGGGUCCUUGGCUUGUCCAAACUUGCUCGUCUAGCGGAGAUGUUCUCUCGACGUCUCCAGGUUCAAGAACGAUUAACAAAGCAAGUCGCAUUGGCGAUUGCCGAAGUGCUGAAACCCCAAGGCGUUGCCGUUGUUAUGGAGUCAAGCCAUCUCUGCAUGGUGAUGCGGGGAGUCCAGAAAACCGGUAGCACCACUACUACCAGCUGCAUGCUCGGUUGCAUGAGGUCAAGCGCGAAGACCCGGGAAGAAUUUCUGAGCCUGCUAAACCGCAAAUGA
Uncinocarpus reesii 1704 is the source of this 1017-nucleotide messenger RNA. RefSeq names its product GTP cyclohydrolase I. Gene Ontology annotation, molecular function: GTP cyclohydrolase I activity; zinc ion binding; GTP binding. Gene Ontology annotation, biological process: tetrahydrofolate biosynthetic process; tetrahydrobiopterin biosynthetic process. NCBI's taxonomy places the organism in Eukaryota, Fungi, Ascomycota, Eurotiomycetes, Onygenales, Onygenaceae. Gene Ontology annotation, cellular component: cytoplasm. Bases 1 to 1017 code for a protein of 338 amino acids. The record is from RefSeq and is a predicted model, not a curated record. The transcript has 3 exons.